Vigna radiata var. radiata (mung bean) is the source of this 1967-nucleotide messenger RNA. RefSeq names its product nucleobase-ascorbate transporter 4. NCBI's taxonomy places the organism in Eukaryota, Viridiplantae, Streptophyta, Magnoliopsida, Fabales, Fabaceae. The record is from RefSeq and is a predicted model, not a curated record. The transcript has 14 exons. Gene Ontology annotation, biological process: transmembrane transport. Gene Ontology annotation, molecular function: transmembrane transporter activity. Gene Ontology annotation, cellular component: membrane. The coding region runs from base 15 to 1547 and encodes 510 amino acids.
UGGAAGAAGAAGACAUGGAUGAAAUUCUCGGUGUUGCUUACUGCGUUGCAAGAUUUCCCUCAUGGCCUGAAGGGAUUUUUCUUGGGUUUCUGCAUUGCGUGGUUGAGGUUGGGACCAUUGCCAUGGCUUCCCGCAUCCUUGUCCCUUUGCUGGGUGGUGGCAAUGAGGAGAAGGCUGAAAUGAUAGAGACUAUACUUUUCGUUGCGGCGAUUAACACACUGCUGCAAACGUGGUUUGGAACACGUCUUCCUGUUGUAAUGGGACCAUCCUACACUUUCCUAGUUCCUGCUGUGUCCAUUGCUGUUUCCAAGAGGAUGAGUGUGUUUGAAGAUCCGCAUCAGAGGUUUAUACAUUCGAUGAGAGCCAUUCAGGGGGCACUCAUUGCUGCAUCGUGUUUUCAAAUGAGUGUCGGAUUUUUAGGAUUUUGGAGGAUUUUCGCCAGGUGUCUGAGCCCGCUUAGUGUGGUUCCUCUUGUCACUCUCACUGGCCUCGGACUCUCCUUAUCAAUAUUUCCAACAAUACUACAUUGUCCUGAGAUUGCUCUGCCAGCAUUAUUCAUUCUCGUCUUGUUCCAGUACAUUGCUCAAAGGAUGAAAUCAAGAGGAGUUAAUCGAUUUGCAAUCAUAGUUUCAAUUGUAAUUUCAUGGGCAUUUGCUGAAUUUCUUUCUGCAAUUGGAGCAUGCAAAGAAACAUCGGUUGAAAUUCAAAUGACUUGUUUUACAAAUCGAUCUGCUUUAAUUACUGCUGCUCCCUGGAUAAGAGUUCCACGUCCGUUUAAAUGGGGAAGCCCUUCUUUUAAUGCUGGUGAUAUUUUUGCUAUGGUUUCUGCUUCUCUUGUUGCAACUGUAGAGUCAACAGGGACAUUCAUUGCAGCAUCAAGAUUAGGUAAAGCAACCCCUAUUCCACCAUCUGUGCUUGGUCGUGGUGUUGGCUGGCUGGGCAUAGGUACUCUCUUGGAUGGAUUUUUUGGCACUGGAACUGGAUCCACUGCAUCAGUUGCAAAUGCAGGACUCUUGGGUUUAACACGAGUAGGAAGUCGCAGAGUCAUACAAAUAUCAGCUGGAUUCAUGCUUUUCUUCUCUAUAUUAGGAAAAUUUGGAGCAUUUCUUGCAUCAGUGCCUUUCCCUAUUGUAGCAGCUAUUUACUGCAUUCUCUUUGCCUUCGUAGCAUCCGCUGGCCUUGGUUUUCUUCAAUUCUGCAAUCUUAACAGUUAUAGGUCAAUGUUCAUCCUUGGACUUUCUCUCUGCAUCGGUUUAUCUGUUCCACAGUAUUUCAACGAGUAUCUGUUGCUACCCAAACAUGGUCGUCUCCAUACAGGCUCCACUGGGUUCAACAACACAGUGCAAGUGCUUCUCUCAUCCCCAGCAACUGUGGCAGUAGUAGUUGCUUACUUCUUGGAUUUAAUUCUGCGUCGUGGAGACGCCUCAGCUCGGCGAGACAGUGGGAGACACUGGUGGGAAAAAUUCAGGAGCUUCAACCAGGAUACUAGAAGUGAAGAGUUCUAUUCACUUCCUUUGAAGCUGAACAAAAUUUUCCCCUCAAUUUGAGUGCACUUCCACCUCAAAAUGAACAAGAGGAAAUCUAUAUUUCUCAGGACAAUCUUUCUAUGUAUAAAUAUAGUACAACAUAUCAUCGUAUCUCAAACUGAAGUAGUAUGAAUAAGAAAGAUUUAGAACAAAAGAGUUGUGGUUUAUGGCAAUACUAACUUGCAUGCAUGUUUUUGUCUUACAAGUCUAUGUACUUGAAGCGGUAUAUUCUCUGCAUUAGGAAUGUUUACAGAACCUUAGUAUACUUACUUGACUCUGCUGAGUUAUUUUAAUCGGACCUUAUGUUUUACCAGGCACCCCUGCCUGGGCUGUGAGGGUGUGAAUGUAGUGUCUUUUGGGAUUGAAGCUUGAAAUUGAGUCCAAACUCAAAGUGGAAAACACAUGAAAACGAUAAUGAUGUAUGAAAUCAAAGGACUAAAU